Messenger RNA from Phragmites australis (common reed), 1628 nucleotides. Its product is annotated as transcription factor RF2b-like. Gene Ontology annotation, molecular function: DNA-binding transcription factor activity. Bases 214 to 1308 code for a protein of 364 amino acids. The record is from RefSeq and is a predicted model, not a curated record. Gene Ontology annotation, biological process: regulation of DNA-templated transcription. Gene Ontology annotation, cellular component: nucleus. Lineage: Eukaryota; Viridiplantae; Streptophyta; Magnoliopsida; Poales; Poaceae. The transcript has 4 exons.
GGGCGAUCACAUGGUCUCCCAUCAGUGAUCGAUCAGUCACCCUCCCCACAGGGCCCACCUGGUUCCUUUCCAGAUCCCGCACUGCACUCUCUCUCAACGGAAAGCAACCCAACCAUAGCCGAGCUGAAGCUCUGAACCGAACACGCCACACGCAAGCACACACCGCUGACUACUCUAGUGCAGUAGCCGCGUACACUCCCUGACCCAAGAGCAAUGGCGAUGCCGCCGAAGCCCGGCGACCCGCCCCAGUGCUCGCCGGCGCGGAGCCCCAACCUCAACCUCCCCUGCCCGCUCCCUCCCAUCCCAGGCGGGGCGCAGCAGCCUGGAGGCCCGGGAGCGCCCCCGCCGCGCGCAAGCCACCACCGCCGCGCCAGAUCUGAGGUCGCCUUCCGCUUCCCGGACGACCUGGGCCGCGGGGGCGGGGGCAGCUUCGACGAGAUCGUCUCCGAGGACGACCUCUUCUCCACCUUCAUGGACAUGGACAAGAUCGCCGGCGCCGACCGCGACCGCGCCGCCGAGACUUCCUCGCCGCCGCGCCCUGCCAAGCAUCGCCACAGCGCAUCCUUUGACGGCUUCGCUAUGGGGCCCGGGAAGCAGCAGGACGGCGGCGGAGGGGUGUUCGGCGAGGUGUUGGAGGCCAAGAAGGCCAUGUCUUCCGAGCAGCUCGCCGAGCUCGCCGCCAUCGACCCGAAGCGCGCCAAAAGAAUUUUAGCAAACAGACAAUCUGCAGCUCGGUCCAAGGAAAGAAAGGCUCGCUAUAUAACAGAAUUAGAGCGGAAGGUUCAAACUCUUCAGACGGAGGCUACUACUCUAUCAGCACAGCUGGCACUAUUUCAGAGGGACACAACUGGACUUUCUGCAGAAAAUGCAGAGCUCAAGAUAAGGUUGCAGGCCAUGGAACAACAGGCUCAACUGCGUGAUGCUCUGAAUGACACACUGAAGCAGGAAGUGGAGAGGCUGAAGAUUGCUACCGGUGAGAUGACGAAGUCCAAUGAAGCGUAUAAUAUGGGAAUGCAGCACGUCACGUACAGCCCUUCAUUCUUCCAGCUCUCUGAGCAACACGCAGUCCAACACCAUGGAAAUAUUCAGCUGCCACCUCAUUUCCAACCACCUCCUCACAAUGUUCCGAACCACCAGAUGCUCUCCCAUCCCAAUGCCCUCUCUGAUGUGAUGCAGCAAGACUCUCUUGGGCGGCUCCAGGGGUUGGACAUUGGCAAAGGGUCAGUGGCUGUGAAGUCAGAGGCAGAGGUGGUGGUGAAGUCGGAGGGCAGCUCCAUAUCUGCAGGUGAAAGCAAUAGCACCUUCUAGUUACAUCUGCCUGCCAACAAGUGUUCAGUUCGUUUAGAUUUCUUUGUUCAUAGUCUGACAUCCUUGAACUGCUCCCCAAUUCCUGUUAGGCUUAUUUUUUUAUUCAAUUCUUUAUAUCCAGUUAACAUUGUUUGGUUGUCGACCAUUGUCAUCGGGUGGUUGUUUCUGUAGAGACAUAUAUAUGUUUUGGGUUCAACUCUUGUGUGUUGUGGGUUGUUUCGAGUUAGGGGUUGAGCGGGCAGUGAGUGGUUCACCAGAGGUUUUUCUUUAUCCGUUUUAGUUAUGUCGUAGACUUAACAAUCAUGGAUAUUCCUUUUGAA